Messenger RNA from Rosa chinensis, 4178 nucleotides. Its product is annotated as probable secreted beta-glucosidase adg3. Gene Ontology annotation, biological process: protein transport. Bases 298 to 3948 code for a protein of 1216 amino acids. The transcript is spliced from 7 exons. NCBI's taxonomy places the organism in Eukaryota, Viridiplantae, Streptophyta, Magnoliopsida, Rosales, Rosaceae. The record is from RefSeq and is a predicted model, not a curated record.
CAUCUGAACCCAAUUCUCAGUUUCCGUGUGACCAAGGAGAAAAGUCUUCGUUUCUUCUCCAUUUUAGUUUCCACGAAAUUUCACUUGGAUUUGCUUUCCCUUCAUCUCCAAGAUUUGUUUCCCUUUAUACCAUCAAUUCCCUAUUUCAUAAAAACCCAAUUCAAUUUUCAUAAAACCCAAAUUUUUGUUAUUGUAAUCUCACACACGCUUUGAUACAAUCAAGAACCCAUCUUGGCUUUCCAGACCCAUCAUAAAGUUUUGAUCUUUGGUUUCGAAGCAUCACAAUUUUGAUCCACCAUGCUUCACAGGAGCUUCAAGCCCGCCAAAUGCAAAACGGCGUUGAAGCUUGCCGUUUCGAGAAUCAAGCUGUUGAAGAAUAAGAAAGAUGCCCAGGUGAAGCAGAUAAAGAGGGAAUUGGCCCAAUUGCUGGAGAGUGGUCAGUACAGGACUGCUAGGAUUCGGGUUGAACAUGUGGUGAGGGAAGAGAAGUUGAGGGCAGCGUAUGAACUUAUCGAGAUAUAUUGCGAACUUGUUGCAGCACGAUUGCCUAUGGUUGAAUCGCAGAAAAACUGCCCAAUUGAUCUGAAGGAAGCAGUAUCAAGUGUAAUUUUUGCAUCUCCUAGAUGUGCGGACGUACCAGAACUCAUGGAUAUCCGCAAGCACUUCACAGCAAAAUACGGAAAGGAGUUCGUCUCUGCAGCUGUUGAACUGCGGCCGGAUAGUGGUGUAAGCCGCAUGUUAAUAGAGAAAUUAUCUACCAAAUCACCGGAUGGCCCUACCAAGAUGAAAAUUUUGGCUGCAAUUGCAGAGGAACAUAAUGUCAAAUGGGAUCCCGAGGCAUUUGAAGAGAAGCCUCCUGAGGACCUGCUGCACGGACCAAAUACGUUUGGAAUGGCCAGUAUGGAUUCUGCUCCACCUCCACCUGCUCAUGAUGUCAGGGGACCUCCUAAUGUCCAAGUUCCACCUAAUAGCAUGGCCAGUAAAGCUCAUGUGGAACCUCCCUCUGGUCCACCUCCACCUGAUCAACCUCCAAUUGCUCAAGUUCCACGCAGAAAUUAUGAGUAUCACGAUGGACCUAUGAAUUCUAAUGAGCAGAAUGCAAGAUCAUCACCUCACUUGGAGGAUUCUGCUUCUACAAAUGUUUCUGCCAACAAAGCAACCACAUCUGCCAAAUUUCAUCCAGAAACGACAUCUUCAGAAACCAGAAGCAGUCGAACGGAAAUGCAUGUAUUUCCGGGGGAUGAAAGUUCUUCGGGCAGGCAGAAUUGGAAUAUGCAAUUUAAGGAUGCUGCAUCUGCAGCACAGGCAGCUGCUGAAUCAGCAGAACUAGCAGGCAUGGCAGCCAGAGCAGCUGCAGAACUCUCGAGGCAAUACUCAUCUGAAAUGCACAAUAAAAGUAAUCAGUCAGCCUCUGUGCCAACUAAUUCAAGUUCCAUGAACAAUGACCAUUUGGGGAAUAGUCUCCAGACGGCAGAUCGAUAUCCUCAAAAGAAGUCACCUGAACGUCAUGACAUUUUAGAUAAGGCAAGCAUGAAGAGACAGUCUGGUAAUUCUGAGGAUAUGCAUGCAAGUGAGAUGCAAACUGCUAUCAAACCUGAGAAUAUUCCUUAUUUUGGAGAUAUAAGAUCUGAAAAGAAAUCUAGCAGGACUUCCUCCCCAUCUAAUUCAAGUGUUGGUAGCGAUCAUCUGGAAGACGUUUUGAAAGAGGAUGAUCAUAUUAAUUACUUUGCAGAUCUGGGUACUGGAAAACAAUCUAUCAGGUCUUCCUCUCCUUCUCAUUCAGGACAUUUUAGUAACAAUCACGAAAAUUUCGCUAGUGUUUCUGGUGAGGGUUCUUUUGUUAGUGAUGUUAACAUCCAUCAAAGCACAAUUGGAAUGAAUUCUGAGGGAAAUGCUCCUCUGGUUUUUGAUGAUUCUGGUUCAGAUGAUGAUAAUUACAAGGGACAAGAAUCAAGUUUGUUUUUUUCUUCUCCUGCUAGAAAUUCAUUUCCUUCAGCUAGUUUAGAUCCUUGGAGCUUUGAGCAAAAGAGGGAUGAGGUAUUUUCUUCAGCUAGUUUAGAUCCUUGGAGCUUUGAGCAAAAGAGAGAUGAGGUACCAUUCAAGUCCGUUUCACCAUUACGUUCUUCAUCAGGGCAGCACUCCCUUCCCAUCUUUUCUGAAGGUUUGACAGGUUCUACAGUCCCUUCGGAACCAAAUGACUUCGUGCCUGUUACUUUUGAUGCUUCAGAUGGCCCAAGUUCUGACAGUGAGGAGGAGUUGGACACGUCUAAGCUUGUCCUGAGCAAAGAUUCUAAAUUUUCUCAUGAGAAGAUUGUUCAAUCCAUAAAUUCAGGAAAGAGCCAGAGUGCAAGCCACAGGUCAUUAGCAUCUUCAUCCUCUGAUGAGGUACAUCCUGAGAGAACCCAGGGAAUUGAAUAUAGUGUUUUGUCAGAUAAAAGGUUUGAUGAUGAUGAAUUGCCCGGUAGUGAACCAUCUCCGAGGCUGAAAAAAUCUGGAUUAGAUACAAGUGCCAAGGAUGAUUUACCUCAAACAGUGAAAGACGGUGAGGAAUGUAGUUGUGCAAGUGAUACUGACAAUGAGUUGUUGGCCUUUGGGGUCUUGAAAGGUGGCCUUCGGAACAAGGGUUAUAGGCAUCCACCAUAUAAUCGGAAUCCAUCAGGCAAUGCUUUUUUGGGCAAACAAAUUACUCAAGAUACUCCAACAGUCAGGACUUCCGAUGUUUCUCAUACGUCUAUUGAAGAGCCAUAUAGCCGGAAAGGGAGCACUAAGCUAAGUAAGGAACAAAGCGCUAAAACCCCAGCCACACAUGUCACUCCUGAUGAUGAUUCGUCAGAGGAUGAACUCUCACAUGAAACUCUAAGCAGUAGUCGCCAAGACCUGUACAAUCAGAAAUUGGUCAAUCGAGUAGUACAUGAUGAUUCUUCAGAGGAUGAACUCUCACAUGAAACUCUUAGCAAUAGUCGCCGAGACCCAUCCCAUCAUAAAUUGGAAUCCCAAGGAAAGACAAGCUCAACGUCUGCAUUUUUCUUUAAUUCAGAGGAUAGUGAGGCUGAGGAAGAUGUUCCUAGAAAGAUUUCCACCACCAUUGCUCGUCCAAGUUCAAAAUUUUCUAGAAGGACACAACCCUCUUCUUCAAAUUCUGUUAGAAGUUCUAGCAUAAGGACAACAGUUGUUCCUGAUGCACCAAGGACUUCAGACUAUGGAAAAUCCUCUUCAAGAAGUUCCAAUGACGCUGAAACUCUACCAGAGCCCUCAAGAAGUCAGGAUUGGCAGAGACCUAUAGAACAAACAAGUUCUUAUUCAAUUCCAGAACCCAAGAAGACUGGGACAUCAGUCAAUGGAAAUUCCUCCUCAAGAAGUUCUUAUGCCACUGAAACUCUACCAAGUGCCUCAUCCCAGACCAAGCGCUCAGACCGUUCGGCAAGUCAGGAGUGGCGUAGACCAGUAGAACAAGCAGCACCUAAACCAAUACCAGAAUCUAAGAGGUCCUCGCGUGUGGAGACUUCAAACUUAUUUCCAAGGGAGAAAUCAUCCAAUACUCCAAUGACUGUAAGAUCAGAGAGAACUGGAGCUACUGAAACUUCAAAGUCCUUGGGUUCAAAGUCAUUUGGAAGAGAACAAUCAUCUAAUCCUCCAAAGAUUGAAAGAUCAGAAAGCAGCGAAAGUUCAAAGUCCUCGGGUUUUAAGUCAUUUGCAAGAGACCAAUCGUCCAAUCUUCCUGCAAAGGUUGUAAGAUCACAGAGAAGUGACCCUUCAAAGUUCUCUCCUCCGAAGUCAUUUACAAGGGACCAAACUUCCAAUCCUCCUCCAAAGAUUGUAAGAUCAGAGAGCGCUGAAACUCCGAAGUCCUCUUCUUCAGUGGGGAAGGCUUCUCAUGUCCACCCGAAGCUUCCCGACUCUGAUGACUUGUUUGCCAAGUUUACAGCCCUCAAGCAGAAUCGACAAUAGACCAAUUUAUUUGCACAUACAAAUAUAGGAUUUUUUUUUAAAGAAAAAAAAACAAAAAAAAAAAGCGAGUAUCAUAUUCUUUCAUUUACUUGAAUUUUUGUCCAAUGUCAAGUACUUUGAUUGCUACAUGUCACUGUGCGAGUCCCGCUUCGUUUCUUCUUUUGUACAUGUGCAUAAGAUGAUUGUUAAAUAGUUCUGUAAUAAAAGUACUCUAGAAUUUCUAUCUUUUA